Molecule: messenger RNA, 620 nt
Organism: Cryptomeria japonica (Japanese cedar)
Lineage: Eukaryota; Viridiplantae; Streptophyta; Pinopsida; Cupressales; Cupressaceae
Product: 36.4 kDa proline-rich protein
Exons: 1
Coding region: 49-561 (170 amino acids)
Source: RefSeq, a predicted model, not a curated record
CUAUCCUAGGAUUUAUUUUGCUUCAUUGAUUGCGAUCAAGAAACAUAGAUGAUGAGAAACGGUGCAGUAUUGUUGGUGAUGGUUAUUGUUUGCUUUGCAAGCAUCAUAGCUCCUGCAGUGGAAGCUAAGUGUCCUGCCCCUCCUCCUCCCAAAACAAAAACUCUUUUCCCUCCAAUUCCAAAAACUUCAUAUUCUUCACGUCCUCCACCACCCACAACUUCAUCUCCUCCUCCUUCACCGCCUUCACCACUUAAAACUUCGUCUCCUCCUCCUCCUGCGAGUUCGCCAAGUAGUGGGAAUUGUCCGCUAAAUGCAUUGAAAUUAGGAGCCUGUGUGGACGUGCUUGGAGGACUGGUAAAUGCUACCAUUGGAGAUCCCGCUGUGAACAAAUGCUGCCCCUUUCUGCAAGGUGUUUUGGAAAUUGAGGCAGCGCUGUGUUUGUGUACAACUAUUCGGCUUAAGCUUUUGAACCUGAACAUCAUCCUUCCCAUCGCACUUGAGCUCUUCGUUCAAUGUGGUCUCACCCCUCCAGCUGGAUUUAGAUGCCCACCUCUUAGUUAAACAUGGGAACUCCACAACAGCAUGCCUCUUUCUCGAACGUACACUUAGAUUUUGUGUUG